Periophthalmus magnuspinnatus is the source of this 2132-nucleotide messenger RNA. RefSeq lists its product as uncharacterized. The coding region runs from base 29 to 2086 and encodes 685 amino acids. The record is from RefSeq and is a predicted model, not a curated record. Gene Ontology annotation, biological process: microtubule-based movement. The transcript has 8 exons. Lineage: Eukaryota; Metazoa; Chordata; Actinopteri; Gobiiformes; Gobiidae. Gene Ontology annotation, molecular function: ATP binding; microtubule motor activity; microtubule binding.
AGGGGACAGUCAGAGCGUGCAUGGCCGGAUGUGGUUCGUGGACCUGGCCGGCAGUGAGCGUGCAUCUGACUCUAGAGACUCAGACAGACGGAGCCGAAUGGAGGGAGCAGAGAUCAACCAGAGCCUGCUCGCGUUGAAGGAGUGCAUCCGCUCUCUGGACCAGGAGCAGGGCCACACCCCGUUCAGACAGAGCAAGCUCACCCAGGUGCUGAAGGACUCAUUCGUUGGAGACUCUUUGACCUGUAUGAUCGCAAACGUCUCUCCUGGUCACUGCUCCACAGAACACACCCUGAACACGCUCCGAUAUGCCGACCGUGUAAAGGAGCUGAAAGGCCAGAGCGGGCAGCACACAGCCAGACGAAGCAAGAACCCCCCCUGCCCAAAACAACACCUGUCCCAGAGCAACGGGGCCAGCAGGGGGCGCUACAGAGGCUUGAGUCCACCCAAGAAACCAAGGACCACCUCCAUUGUCCCGUCCACACCCUCUGCCAUAAGAAUGCAUGAAGACAGCGCGUUCCUCUGCUCUACGCCCAAGAACCACCAACACAACCAGGACAGCAGGGGGCGGUGUGACUGGAUCUCACCUGUUCAGAGUCGACCAAGAGUGAGACGUGAAGAGAGCGAAUACAGGGAAGCAAAACUAUGGAACCAAGCAUCAAGUCAACAACAAAAUCAUGAGUUUGGUCCCAGAAAGAUAGAAAAUGAACCAUCACAAAGCCAAAGAAGUCAUAAAUGGAACGAUUUAAGUAGAUAUUUUGAAGACCAAGAGAAGAGGAGACAUCUUAAACUGUAUCACCAACAGUUACAACAAUUUGACCCACUUCUGACAUCUUCUGGCCUGCUCUGUCAAAAUACGUCUACUAAUUCCCCUAAAGCGAAUUCACAUGCUAUGGAAAGCAUGCUUACGUCUUCAGUGGCUAUGGAAGACAUUUUGGGUCGAUUUGAAGCUCGUAUUAACCAAGUGCAACCUUGUGUGUCAAGUUCUGAGGCUGGUCUAUGGCUGAAUAAUCGUAAAAGUGGAAAUUUUAAAUAUUUGGUUGAUGAAACAGGUGUGAUAUUGAGAGAAAAUAGGACUGGAAACAACAGAAGGACAAAAAAUGUUGAAAAUAGAGAAGUUAAAUGUGCUUGGAUUUCAGAGAAUGAAGACGUCUCAGGAAAUUGUUUAAGUUUGGGCGACAAUAUUAAGAAUUGUACCACAAGACGAGGAUUUCCUGUUGAAUUUUGUGACCCACGAGCCCCAGCAGAGCGCCCCCUGUCUCCUGCUGCAGAGAACAGCAACUCGCUUUUAACACUUUCAGAUCUGGACUGCUCUAAAAUGAUACCAAAUAGUCCCAAACAUAAUCAAUGCAACCAACGCAAUGAAGAACAGAGCAGUGUGAAUAUGGACCCGCUGCGGUUGUCCAUGUUGGAGGAGGGGCAGGAACUAGCAUCAGUCUUGUAUCUCCAACAAAAGCCAACCAUUUCAAAGAGGAACCAAGAAGCAGCCGUACCUGUGUGCAGCAUGGGGUGGGGGCUAGAAGAGGGCGCUGAGGAGUCCUACCUGGAGGUGCCCCAAGCAAUAGGUUCGUCUAUGGUUCCUUGGGCCAUACGAUUCCAUUCACAGCCAAAAGGGGGAGUUAUCCAGUCAACUGCUCCCACUGCUCAGCCCAUCUCUGCUUUAAAUGAUGUAGUUUUUAAUAAAAGCUCCGGCCUCGCCCCACACAACAGUCCCCAGAUUUACAACAGUAACAACGUGACUUCCUGCCCCCAGAGCCAGAACAGCACAGCGCCACCCCUUGGUCACUCUAGGAACAGCAGCAGUGAGGUCCUGCAGUCUAAAGAGGAGAGAAUCGGUCUGAACCAAAGCACAUGUGAGGAGUGGACGAGUGGAGACCAUUGGCUCGUGGUUCAGGCUCAUUUAGAGACGCUCAAACAGAUGGAGCGUCUGUCGCACAGAGAGGGGACUCUCCUGGGACAGCAGCCUGACAUGGCUUUUGUGGAGUACGUGCAGCAGCUGGAGCAGAUCAUGAGGAGAAAGGCUUUGUGUGUGCGGAGUCUGAUCUCACAUCUACAAACUUACCUCAAGACCAGCCACUCCCAACCCUGACCUAUGACAGAGGACAGAAUUAUACACUCAGGGAAACCAAUCAAAA